GUCAGAGACACAUAUGUUAUCCUAAAUGUUGAUAGGAAAGUCUUUUCUGUUUAUCUUACCACAAUCGACUGAGGAGAAGUACAUUCAAAUAACUACAUUCAGUGUCUUAAAAUUUCUGGGGUUUUUGUUUUGGCAAAGAAUGGAUUUGGCCAAGUUAAUUUCCACAAAUUCGGCCAGUUUUACAAAACCAUGAGAACACAGCAUCUUUGUUUUUCUUUGAAGAAAUUUUCCCAGCAGGUGAGAGUGUUCAAGUAUUUUACAAGUAAAUAUGUAUUUUUUAUUUAAGUGUCUUUAUAUCCUAGAUAUGUGCAUUGGAUACUGCAACCAUUGUCUGAAAGACUGAGGUGAUGGGGGAUCUGUGUGGAAACAUGGGAAGUGUGGCCACAAGAAGCUAUUUCCACAUCUACUGAUCACUAUACAUUACUCAGUGUUCCAUGGUCACACAUAGAUACAGGAGGUACCCACAGUCACUGCCAAUGAAAGAAGCACUGAUUUUAAAGACUAAGGGAAAGACCUGAGGUCCCUUCUCCUGACCUCUCACCCUGGAAACUGGCUUUAGAGAAGACUAAAUGGGACAUAGUAACAAUGUGACAGAAUUUGUCCUCCUGGGCCUCACUCAGGAUCCUGGGACUCAAAAAGCAUUAUUUGUCAUAUUUUUGCUCAUUUACAUUGUGACAGUGGUGGGCAACCUGCUCAUUGUGGUGACUGUUCUUGCCAGCCCCUCCCUGGGCUCUCCCAUGUUCCUCUUCCUUAUCUAUCUGUCACUCAUUGAUGCACUGUAUUCCACUGUCAGUUCACCCAAAUUGAUCAUAGACUUACUCAGAGGUCAAAAGACAAUUUCCUUCUCAGCUUGCAUGGGACAGCUGUUUCUGGAACACCUUUUUGGAGGUUCUGAGAUCUUCCUUCUGGUGGCCAUGGCCUAUGAUCGCUAUGUGGCCAUCUGUAAGCCACUGCACUACAUAACCACCAUGAAUAGACAGGUUUGCUUCCUGCUGAUGGUGGUGGCUUGGGGUGGAGGUUUUGUGCAUUCUUUGAUCCAACUUCUCUUUGUGUACAACCUCCCCUUUUGUGGCCCCAAUGUCAUUGACCACUUUGUCUGUGACAUGUACCCACUAUUAGAACUUGCCUGCACUGACACCUACAUCUUAGGCCUCUCUAUGGUUGCCAAUGGUGGAGCAAUGUGUAUAGUCAUCUUUAUUUGUUUACUAAUAUCCUAUGGAGUCAUCCUAAGUUCCCUUAAAACUCACAGUCAGGAAGGGAGGCGCAAAGCCUUGUCUACCUGCAUUUCCCACAUCACAGUGGUUGUUCUCUUUUUUGUUCCCUGCAUUUUUAUGUAUGUGAGACCUGUUUCUAACUUCCCUGUUGAUAAAUUCAUAAGUGUGGCUUAUACUGUUAUCACUCCCAUGUUGAAUCCUCUAAUAUACACUUUGAGAAAUUUAGAAAUGAGAAAUGCUAUGAAAAAACUUUGGUGUAAGAAGUUAGCUAUAGAUAGAAUGAGAAUGCGUCAUUUAUGUUGAAUGCACUUGGUACUAAUUCUGAAGCAACAAACAGGCAGUGCAUUCUAACAAUUGAUG
Molecule: messenger RNA, 1574 nt
Organism: Phyllostomus discolor (pale spear-nosed bat)
Lineage: Eukaryota; Metazoa; Chordata; Mammalia; Chiroptera; Phyllostomidae
Product: olfactory receptor 4A5-like
Exons: 2
Coding region: 570-1517 (315 amino acids)
Biological process (GO): G protein-coupled receptor signaling pathway
Cellular component (GO): membrane
Molecular function (GO): olfactory receptor activity; G protein-coupled receptor activity
Source: RefSeq, a predicted model, not a curated record